Molecule: messenger RNA, 3134 nt
Organism: Chrysemys picta bellii (western painted turtle)
Lineage: Eukaryota; Metazoa; Chordata; Testudines; Emydidae
Product: forkhead box protein J1-B-like
Biological process (GO): regulation of DNA-templated transcription
Molecular function (GO): sequence-specific DNA binding; DNA-binding transcription factor activity
Source: RefSeq, a predicted model, not a curated record
AUGAGACGCCCAGGAUCGGUUUAAAGGGCCCCCCCCUCCGGCCCUACAAAAGGUGCUGCAGGCGCCCUGCCAGGCCAGCCGGGCGGAUGGGGCGGUAGCAGGAGGCGUGGAGUGUGUCUGUACCAGUUCAGACAGGUGCCCCCCUGGGGACGCCACCCCCAGCCCGCACCUCUCUGCGAAGUGGGAGUGGAGGGAGCGUGUCCGCAGAGGAUGCCCAUCCUCGUCUCGCCCGACAUCGCUGCCCGGUUCAAGGAGAAGUGGUUGCUGCUGCACCCCGAGGACCGGGACAAUGUGGGUGGGGCUGUGACCUUGGAUGACAGCCUCACCAGCCUGCAGUGGCUCCAAGACUUUUCCAUCAUCACUGCUGAUCCGGAGACACCACCUGUUCCCAGCCACCCUCUCCACCAGCCUCCCCAGCAGCUCUUCCAAGGGUCCGAGGCCCCGGCCAGCCCACCGGCAGGAGACACUGCGGCCAAGGGGAUGCCCCCGCGUCUGGGCAAACCCACUUCCGCAGCCACCUCCCCUGGCACCAGCUACCUGCCUGGCCUUGGCGCUGCAGAGAUCGAUUACAAGAGCAACCCUGGGGUGAAGCCCCCUUAUUCCUACGCCACCCUUAUCUGCAUGGCUCUGCGGGCCAGCAAGCAGGCCAAGGUCACCUUGUCAGCCAUCUACAGAUGGAUCAUGGAGAACUUCUGCUACUACCGGCACGCUGAGCCCAGCUGGCAGAAUUCCAUCCGGCACAACCUGUCCUUGAACAAAUGCUUCCGGAAAGUGCCGCGGCAGAAGGACGAGCCAGGCAAGGGGGGCUUCUGGGAGAUCGACCCGCAGUACGCUGAUAUGUUCGUCAAUGGUGUUUUCAAGCGGAGACGGCCGCCGGCUGCGCCCUACAGCCUGCCACGGCAGCGCCCCGCCGUGCCUGCCCUGGAGGCAGGGUGCAGCCUCUGGUCCCCCAUGCCCCAUCUGGGGGAUGGGCAGCCAGGGCACACCCCUCACCAGGCUGCCCACCGCCCGCUGCACCAGCAUGGCCAACGCUGCCCCCUGCUGGAUGCCCCCAGCCCUCUGCCGAAGCACAGCUGCCUGGCAGCCAGAACUGCCCAGUCCCCUCUGCUGCCCUCUAGUGGCAGAGAUGCAGAAGCCCUGCGAGGAAAUUUCGACUGGGCCGAUGCCUUUGACGAUGUCUUAAGGGGAAACAGCAGCAAUUUCGAGGACCUGGAUAUUAACGCAGCGCUCAGCUCGCUGGCCACAGAGGUGGACCUUGCCAUGCAAGGCAGGUACAUACCCCUUGCCAGCAAGUGGGGCACCCCGGCUACCAAUCAUCCAAGCCCAGGGGCUUCCCACUGGGAGGAUUUCACCCCCUUCGCUGACACCCCCCACCACCCCUGGGAGGAGGCGAGGGGGGAGGUGCUCGGCAACCCCUGGGGCUUUGAGCAGGGCUUCAACUUCUGUGAUGGCUUCCUCAGCGAGACUCAGCCCUGGGACAAAGUCGACACCUUCAUGUGAUUUUCCCCCUCUCUUCUCUGGGGCUGCUGCCCCUCUCCUACCCCCUGGCAUGAAAGUAGGCUGAGUCCCUCCUGCUCUCCCAAGCACUCUAUGGGCAAGGCCCUGUCCUUCCCUGACUGCCAGCGCUUGUGGCUUCCUGAGCCCUUGGGCAGGGGUCACGUUAGGAGUCCGUCUCUUUCCCCCCCCACACCCCAGCAAGCUGUAAUGUCCCAGACUGGCGACUCGGCUGGGCAGUGACUGCUGCAGGGCAGGGCAGGCCAGACCCUGACCCUGAGCUGCAGGAGGCUCCGUGCCUCAUCAUGGCCCCCAGGCUGCGGGGGGGGGGCAAGGGGGCAGCAGCUAUGGGACAGGGACCAUUGGGGAGGCACCUGAGGAAGCUGUGGGGGAGGGGAAGGGGUGGACAGGAGGCUUGGAGGGAGCUCCGUGGAUGGUGGCGUGCCCGUAACACGCCAGGACGGUCCAGGGCAGGAGGGAAGAGCUGGCACCAGAGUUGCAUAGCCUGCCCCAGCAACACCGCUCUGGGUGACCUGCUUCCUCGGGCUGGGAGUGGCCUCUCCUGGGAUCGCCCCAGCCUGGCAGAGGGAGGGGCUAGGAGGGAGCAGCCAUGCCAUGGCGUGAGCCCUGCUGCCAGGACCCAGGUAUUCGCCGAGUGGCACAGAGACCCGGCCGCUUCUCCUGCUGGGAGCUGCUGAUGCCCAGCCAGGGAGGGGCAUGAGCCGGCAGUGAAAUCCCCUCCUGCACUCGCCCAUUGUGGUAGCUGAGCCUUGAGCUGCAGGUCUGCCAGGCAAACCAAAGGAGCCUCCCUUGGCUGCGUGGCUCCAAGCCAGGGCUGGCUGCUCUGUGCCUGCAAGGGAAGCACCUGGCUCUGCAGCAGGGCCCCAGCCAGCUUCACUGCUUGCCUCUCCCCAGGAUCACUGGGCCUCAUCUGGGCUGGCUGCUAGGCAUGGCAGCCUCCCCUCCCCCUCAGGGCGAAGAUGGCAGAGGUCAGCCUGCCUCGGGAGUGGCCAGUGCUACCCUUUGGAGCAGGGAGCCAGCGAGGGGCAGAGGCAAAUGGGCCAGCAGGGUCCUGUUCCCUCCCGCCUCUGCCAUUAUCCUGCACUGUGACCUUGGGCAAGUGCAGCUUGGUGCCUCAGUUUCCCCAUCUGUGAAAUUAGGAGAAUGAUGCUGGCCCCCCUUGUCACACACACGUGAGUGACAUUGUUACUGUCCAGCUUGCCCCACAGGGCCAGGCUGGCACUGCCCCACCUCAGCAGAGUAUCUCUGUGAGCCACCUGUGGUCUCAGCUGAGCACACAGCUAGGCGUGCAUGUCCCAGGCUGGCACGAGGCUGGCUGCGGGGCUCAUGUUGUAAUCUAGUGAACAGCAGCAGAGGCAGGGGAUGGCAGGGGCCAGCCCACAGCAGGCUGGGGCAGUGCAGUUCUCAGCACUGCAGUGAGCCUGAGUUUACACUGGCCACAGCCCACGUGGGGCUACAGGCCAGCCUGAGCUCCCAGCAUGCCCAGCAUGGUGGGAUGGCCACACAGUGAAGAAAGUGGCAAUGGGGAGCCAGCCUGGGUUGUAACUGGGGCAGAUGGGAACUUUGCAAACUCUCCGCAGGGGGGGCCCUGCUGCCACCGUGCUGCAGCUCUGCGAGAU